AUGUCUUUAUCUCAAGCUAACGCAAAAAUUAUGGUCCAGAAAGGUAAUAGUAACGGGAUAUCAAAAACUAAAAGAGUUAAUGCAGGUUCUCAAAAGAGAAGAAAUAGUUCAAUUCCAGAUACUACGGGACGGCGUCAUGUUUGGAUUGUAAGAAAUGAGAUCUAUAAAUCUUCUCGAGCCACUAAAAAGAAGAUUGCUGAAACCCAAUGUCGUAAAUGUCUCGAGAAUGAUGAAAGUGUUGAAAUAGUAGAGUCAAACCUUGAGACUCUAGAAAAAGCUGUGAAUAAAUUGUCUUGCACU
Molecule: messenger RNA, 300 nt
Organism: Ambispora gerdemannii
Lineage: Eukaryota; Fungi; Glomeromycota; Glomeromycetes; Archaeosporales; Ambisporaceae
Source: the annotation of a GenBank genome assembly